Messenger RNA from Solanum pennellii, 1916 nucleotides. Its product is annotated as dehydration-responsive element-binding protein 2A-like. Gene Ontology annotation, cellular component: nucleus. The coding region runs from base 185 to 1438 and encodes 417 amino acids. Lineage: Eukaryota; Viridiplantae; Streptophyta; Magnoliopsida; Solanales; Solanaceae. Gene Ontology annotation, molecular function: DNA-binding transcription factor activity; transcription cis-regulatory region binding. The record is from RefSeq and is a predicted model, not a curated record. Gene Ontology annotation, biological process: positive regulation of DNA-templated transcription; response to stress. The transcript has 2 exons.
UUUCUCUGUUUUUUUUCUGGAAAAAAUAUAACUCUCAAGAAAGUACUGGAACAUACCAUAAGGAAGAUUACAUAUAAGGAAGGAGGAGGAGAAAUUAGUGUAUUCGUGAAGCGAAAAACAUCAAAAAAUUGUUGAUUAUAGAGAUUAUCAAGUUUUGGAACUGUAUAAUUGUGAGAAACAGAUAAUGGCUGUGCUUGAUCAAACUUCAAAUAUGAUGUUACCUAUGGAUUAUACAAGGAAGAAGAAAUCAAGGAGUAGAAAAGAUGCACCGAAGAAUGUAGCGCAGACACUUGCGAAGUGGAAAGAGGUGAAUGAGAAAUUAGAUGCGUGUGAUGAUGAUGGAAGGAAGCCAGUGCGUAAAGUUCCUGCUAAAGGAUCAAAGAAGGGAUGUAUGAAGGGUAAAGGGGGACCGGAUAACGGGCGGUGCAAGUAUAGAGGUGUUAGGCAAAGGACAUGGGGUAAAUGGGUUGCUGAGAUUAGGGAGCCACAUAGAGGGAGAAGGCUUUGGUUGGGUACGUUUGAUACGGCAAUUGAGGCUGCUCUUGCUUAUGAUGAAGCUGCAAGGGCGAUGUAUGGUCCUUGUGCAAGGCUGAAUCUCCCGGAUUAUUAUGCCUCGUCGAAAGAGUCUUCCAAGGAUGAUUCUUCGUUGCCUACUGUAUCUCAUUCUGACUCAAAUACAGCAUCAAGUUUCUCUGAGGUGUGCCCUGCUGGUGACAUGAUGAGACGAAGAGCCAAUGUUCCUGCGAUAAGACAUGAAGAUAGAUUAAAUGAAAUAGAAAUUGACGGUGCUAGGACCGGUUCUAAUGAAAUUGGAACGCCUUUGAGCUCAUUGAGAGAGGAAGCGAAAGACGAGGCCAAGGAGGUGUUAGAUAAAAGUGAGACUUUUACACCUCUGAGCUCGUUGAGAGAGCAAGCGGAAAAUGAGGCUAAGCAGGUGUUAGAUAAAAGUGAGACCUUUGAAAUUAAAGAAGAGCCUGCGGCUUGUAGUUAUGAUUCACGGGAUAUCGGACAAGGGGACCUAGGUAACUUGUGUUUGGAUGAUGAGAUGUUUGAUGUAAACGAGCUAUUAGGCAUGAUGGACUCGACUCCACUAGAUGCCUCAGCUCCAAGUCAAGAUGUUGGUUUUGUUCCUCCUAAGCAAGAGCAGUAUGCCUAUGAUCCUUCAUAUCAGUUGCAUUCUGCUGCCUAUGGUGACAAUCAGUUGUCAAACCCAGCAUACCAGUUGGACAACGCCGAUGACCAGUUCUCAAAUUACCAGUUGGACAAUGCCGACGACCAGUUCUCAAAUCCAUAUGCAGGUGUCGAUACAUUGGAAGGUCUGCAGCAAAUGGAGCAGCAACCAACUAUCGAGAUUGAUUAUGAUUUUGAUUUUCUGAGACCAGGUCGGCAAGAGGACUUCAACUUCUGCUUGGAUGACUUGGGUGUUUUGGAUUUCUAAUGGAAUUGGGGACCCAAUUUGGCAUGGUGAAUUUGGUAGACUUCGCGCAUUGGCAAACCGGAUGUAGUACGGCUUGGGAUAGGAUCUUACUGUUUGCUGUAUUGCAUAUUAUAUGCAAUGAUCAGAAACUUCUCAAAUUGUUAGUUCAAAAGGUCUUUCUCAGAUUUCGACGAGAAGGAAAAUACAUAGGAUACAGAAGAGACAUGUUCUUUGAUUAUUUUGCUCCUUUUGCUUUUGAGGAAUUGUGGUUCCUUUUACUUCUGUACUAAUUACAGCUGAUUCUUGGCAAGUUUUUUUGGAUGAGAGAACUUAGCUGUUACAGUUGAAUCAAAACAAACAUAAUUUUGUACAGAUUAGUUAGCUAACAGUUACGAGGUUUUGGUUUUCUGAAGUUGACAAUACAAUUUUAUUUUAUUUGCUUGUAGUUGUAAUGUACUGACCUGUUUGGUUUUUUGUAUUGUUAGUCGUUUAUCUUCUA